AUGAAGGCGCUUACGAUAGUACCCCUUCUUUUACUAGUGAGUCAUGGCGAGGAGCUCCAGCUCUUUGUUAAACCAAAGCCCGAAGUGUGUCUGGGAUGUGCUGAGGUCUUCGAACUUCUGAACGAAGUUAUUCCUGAUGUAGGACACGUCAGCAAAGGCGAAUUCAAGGCGCAUAUUGAUGUGAGUCUUUUUUUUUGAAAGCUUUGCAGACAAUAUGUUUUGUGAUCGCAGAACAAGCUGCUCCACCAAAAAAGUUAUCAAUUAAUUUAACUUUUAGUUUGCCUGCAAGACGUUGUCAAGCAAAGGCGAUCAUAAAUACAAGGAUGUUUGCAAAUUCGUCAAGAAGAACCAAGCCUACAUCCUCCGCCACUUGAAAAAGGUUGGAAAGAUUGACGACAAGGAAACUUGCCACACCUUCUUGCGCUGCACUUUUGAUGAUGCAACCACCCAGCCUCCAAUAACGCAUCCUACAAGGCCCGUUACUGACUCUGGCCGCACUUCGCGUAGACCAUGGAGCCCAACUACGCGUGGACCAUGGAGACCGACUACCGGCGGUCCUACACCGAAACCUGGGCCUACUGGAGAGCCCUGGACUCCACGCCCUUGGCCUACCCACAGACCUCGGCCAACACAUGAACCCUGGACUCCACGCCCUUGGCCUACCCACAGACCUCGGCCAACACAUGAACCCUGGACUCCACGCCCUUGGCCUACCCACAGACCUCGGCCAACACAUGAACCCUGGACUCCACGCCCUUGGCCUACCCACAGACCUCAGCCAACACAUGAACCCUGGACUCCACGCCCUUGGCCUACCCACAAACCUUGGCCCACACGUGAGCCUUGGACUCACCGCCCAUGGCCAACUCACAGACCUCGGCCCACACAUGAGCCCUGGACUCCCCGUCCUUGGCCAACCCACAGACCUUGGCCAACUCGUGAGCCCAGGACUCCCCGUCCUUGGUCAACUCAUGAGCCCUGGAGACCAACUACGGGUGGGCCAUGGCGACCAACCACCGGAGGUACUACUGGAGCUCCGUGGAAAACUUCUAGCCGUGUGGAAAACUCAUCCAUUCCGCCGCGCCACUCAUCCCGCGUUUCAAGCAGAGGUUGGACAAACCCCACUAGAAGCAGCCGCAGAGUCCAAAGCUCUUCCCCUGCACCCAAGGUCAGCACCGAGAGAUUCUCUACUUCCAGACCACGUCCCACAACCUCUUCCUCGUUCAUUGCGAAGAUCCUCGGCUUCUAAGCCAAGCAAAAGUGAUUUUUGGUUUGAACGAUAA
Molecule: messenger RNA, 1283 nt
Organism: Bursaphelenchus xylophilus (pine wood nematode)
Lineage: Eukaryota; Metazoa; Nematoda; Chromadorea; Rhabditida; Aphelenchoididae
Source: the annotation of a GenBank genome assembly